This is a messenger RNA of Carica papaya (papaya), 1613 nucleotides long. RefSeq lists its product as uncharacterized. Gene Ontology annotation, molecular function: ferrous iron transmembrane transporter activity. NCBI's taxonomy places the organism in Eukaryota, Viridiplantae, Streptophyta, Magnoliopsida, Brassicales, Caricaceae. Gene Ontology annotation, cellular component: mitochondrial membrane. Gene Ontology annotation, biological process: iron import into the mitochondrion. The record is from RefSeq and is a predicted model, not a curated record.
GCAAAUUAGUUCAAAAUUUGUAUCUUCCUUAAUCUGCUUUGAUUUUUCAAACCCAGAAAAACUCAACGACAAAUAGAGCCAAAGGUCGGAAACAUUUUAUUUUUAAUCUUACUCUUUCUCUCCCUCAUCAAAAUAACAUUCCAGAAUCCCCAUUCUGCUAAUGUGACACGAACCUUGUAUGGCAAUCGGUUCACUUUUAAAACCAUCACAAAGCCCUAAAUUCCCGAUUCUUCAUUUCGAUUCGACCCAACAGGCUGCUUCAGUUUCCGAUUUUGACCGUUCAUGGCAACGGAGGCUACAACCACCAAGUUCCAGAACCCGGAAUUUAGGCCGGUAUCGCAGCCUUCAGAGUUUGACCAUGAGAUUAAAGUUGUCGUCCACGACGGUCUCCGGUACUGGCAAUAUAUGAUUGCUGGUUCAGUCGCCGGUUCGGUCGAGCACAUGGCGAUGUUCCCGGUCGACACCGUUAAGACGCACAUGCAGGCACUCGGCUCGUGCCCCAUCAAAUCGGUCGGAGUACGUCAGGCGGUCCAGUCCAUACUCAAAUCCGAGGGUGCCGCCGGGCUCUACCGCGGCAUCUGGGCCAUGGGACUUGGAGCCGGGCCAGCGCACGCCGUUUACUUCUCCGUCUAUGAGAUCUGCAAGAAGUCCUUCUCCGGUGGCAACCCCAACAACCCCGCCGCUUACGCAGUUUCGGGAGUUUUCGCCACUGUCGCGAGUGACGCUGUUUUCACCCCGAUGGACAUGGUGAAGCAGAGGCUGCAAUUGGGGAAGCACAGUCCGUAUAAGGGCGUGUUUGACUGCGUCAAAAGAGUCUUGAGAGAUGAAGGGAUUGGAGCUUUUUAUGCGUCGUAUAAAACCACUGUGUUAAUGAAUGCGCCGUUCACGGCGGUGCAUUUCACGACCUACGAGGCAGCGAAACGGGGCUUAAUGGAGAUUUCACCUGAGAGCGCCGACGAUGAGCAGCUGGUCGUUCACGCCACUGCCGGAGCCGUCGCCGGAGCGCUGGCAGCUGCCUUGACGACGCCGCUUGAUGUAGUCAAGACCCAGUUACAGUGUCAGGGUGUUUGCGGAUGUGAUAGAUUCAAAAGUGGUUCGAUAGGUGAUGUGAUUCAUACAAUAGUGAAAAAGGAUGGGUAUAGAGGACUUAUGAGAGGCUGGAUUCCUAGGAUGCUUUUUCAUGCUCCAGCUGCGGCAAUCUGCUGGUCGACAUAUGAAGCCACGAAAGCUUUCUUCCAGGACCUAAAUAGCAGUAAUGACGGUGGUUCUGUGACCUGAAAAUUCACAAAGUCCAAAGGCAUUCAGUAAUCUUCAGGCGUAACACAAGUACCUCUGUGUAAGUAACAAGGAGGCAUUCUCUUUCGAUGGAGGAUGAACAAGCCAAAACAGAUGCCAGAGACCAUAUAAAUUGGUCAGAGUAGAAUUUUUAUUUAAACUAUACACAGUGUUGUCAAUUUCCAAUAAUGUUAUAAACCAAUUUUUCAGUGUCUUUUUGCAGUUAGAUACUUGUAUCAUGAUUCAUGAAUCCCAUUUAAGUGAUUCGGCAUGAAAUAUUUUGGGUAGGAUGUAAUCAAUGAGGAAAGUUAAGAAAGUUUUGAUGUCUUUUUCUGAAA